UUUCUUUUGUUACUUGUUACUCAUACUCUGAUACUCAUUCUCACCAAAAGAGUAAUUGGCCAAAUAAAAUCAAGGGUUAAUUAUCUGUCAGUUCAGUCCUUGAUAGUGUUUUUUGUAUCAACAUCACUUUUAAAUAAACAAAUACCGUAAACUUACAUAUUUACACAUAUAUGUAUAUAAAUUACCAAGUACAUAAAUAGGUACAUAGAUUGCAAUGUACCUUUGACGUUUAGUCAUGUUGUCGUCAUACGUCUUUCCAAUAACAAUCAUAACAAUUACAUUAAUUAUUAAUAACUAAUUAUUAAUAAAACAUUUUAUUUUAAUCAAAGUAUUUUCAAAAAUUUAAUUAUUAAAUUAUCCAGCAUUGAAACUUUCAACACUCGGUUAAAAAAAAAAAUAAAUAAAUAAAUUGUUGACAAAAAAAAAAAACGUGACUGUUUUUUAAAACUUAAAAGGCAUCACCAAAAAAAGUGUUUUAGCACACCAUCAUCAUCAUCACUAUUAAAUCAUUUAUUCAGAUGUCCAGAUAUUUUUUUGACAUAACAGGGAUGGCGUCAAGCUCAGUAAGCCAAGAAGACUUUGACAACGAUUACGAAUUAACGUCACGACGUCCACGAAUCAGGACAGCUAGAGCACGUGCUAUUCCACCAGCCCGGGCAACCGCUAAUGUUUCAAGUUCAGCAGCUAAUGAUAUUAUUACACUUAAUUUUCAAAAAAAUCCAGUAGAUGAUGAACCAGGAAUCUGCGACUCUGGAUCCACAAUAUUACCUGGUGAUCAUGAUACACAACAAAAUAACAAACCGAUAAUGCGUAAACAGGACAAACGAAUAACGAAUCGUGUAUCUAGUGUCGUAUCGUGUUUGCACAGGCCGAUUCAUAUCAACAAGGGAAAGCAGCAAAGAGACAGACGAAAAUUGAGGGAAAAAAGACGAAGUACUGGCGUCGUUCAUUUGCCGUCGACGGAGGUAACUAUUUUAAAAAGUACUGGAGGUAGUACUGGAGAAGAUGAAGAAGAACUUGUUGGGACAUGUGUUGAAACUAAAAACAAUACUCAACAUAAUGAAUUUCUUGAUCAUGAACUUAUUGAAGAGCGGACUGCUAAAGUUUAUACGCAACGAAGAAAUAAGAGUCAUUCCGAUCUGGAAGCCGAUGACGAAGAAUUUGAUUCCUUGAACCAAUCAGACAGCGUAAAUCAAUCAGAUCAUGGCAACCAUAGCAGUCAUCCCCAUCCAUUAAAUUCAAACAUCAAUCGCGAUCAUGUCUCAACACCUACUGAUGAUGAUCCCCAGGGACUUCUAGAGCGUGCACAGGAAGAAAAUAGACGACUUUUAACUUUACUCGAGAGCCAGGAUCAGAAAAUAAUGGCGCUGGAAGCUCAACUGCUGCAGCAGCAGCGCGAAAUGGUAAUUGAGCGCGAUAGACUACGCGACGAAAACGCUGCACUUAUUCGUGCCAUGGCUGCUCUGGCUAGCAACUAAUUAUUAUUAUUAUUAUUUUUUUACUUAAAUUUAUUACUCUUUCGCCUAAAUUUAAUUAUUGAUGUUAUUAUUAUAUUUAAUUGUAAUUAGUUACAUAGAUUGUAAUUUUUAAAAUAUUUUUCUCAAUUAUCUUUGACUUUUUUUUUUAAUGUACUGUAGAAUUUAAGUGAUAAAUAUUCUUGUAUCUUUUCAAUAAUAAUUAUGCUUAUAGUGAAUA
This is a messenger RNA of Microplitis mediator, 1695 nucleotides long. Its product is annotated as PRKC apoptosis WT1 regulator protein-like. The record is from RefSeq and is a predicted model, not a curated record. Gene Ontology annotation, cellular component: cytoplasm. The coding region runs from base 519 to 1478 and encodes 319 amino acids. The transcript is spliced from 9 exons. Gene Ontology annotation, biological process: positive regulation of apoptotic process; apoptotic process. NCBI's taxonomy places the organism in Eukaryota, Metazoa, Arthropoda, Insecta, Hymenoptera, Braconidae.